Molecule: messenger RNA, 1422 nt
Organism: Neodiprion fabricii
Lineage: Eukaryota; Metazoa; Arthropoda; Insecta; Hymenoptera; Diprionidae
Exons: 7
Coding region: 1-1098 (365 amino acids)
Source: RefSeq, a predicted model, not a curated record
AUGAAAGAGGCACCGGAAUAUCCGGGGACUUCGUACGUACCGGAAGUUGAAGAGGCUGCGCGCAAAUCGCGAGAACGUCGACUCGUCGAAGAAGGAAAUGCGGUGUGGGAACAGCGCAAAGAGGAGCUUUCGCGUCAAAGGCGUCGAGACCAACAGCAGCUGAAAAAAAUGCUGGCGCAGUAUCAUCCUUGGGGAAAGCCGGGGGGUGGCGCUCCCUGUGCGGCAACCCUCCGCAAAAAGAACGUUCGAUUGUAUUCGCCAGAACCUCCUCGCAGAAUUCACAGUUCAUUCAGGGAAUCAAAAUUGCACAACCCACCGACAUAUCGCCAGCUACGUUCUCGUUUCGCCGACGAUAUCUUGAAAUAUGUUUUGCGAAGGAAUCGAAACCCCAGGGCACGAACGAUCGCACGAGGAUUUUCCCUGAUGGCGAGGUUCCUGCGACGGCUCCUCGCCGGGAAGCGAGCUCCAGUUACCCCAAAAAUCAACCUCUGGAUCAAUUGGCUGAGGAAUCGUACCGCAGGAGGCCGGAAAGACAGCAAAAGCACCGAUAUCGCAGACAUCUUGGGUUGGACGAUCCGAUCGCCGCGUAUUGAUCGAAGUGACAUCGACCCGCUGGCUAUUACGGAUAUGAAUAAAUUCUACGACGCAAAAGCGACUUACGGGAUAAGUCCCGAUCCUUAUCCGGGACCAAUGCCGCCUUUGGAUCCGAAGAGUAGAUACAACGAGGACGUCGAGGUUUACAAACUUACCGGCGGCGUUGAAUUGGUACCAUUGCUCACAAGCAGUAGGUACCAAUCGCAUCCUCAAGCCAUUCGUUACCUCGCGACAGACGCCACGAGGCCGGGUUACACCCUCGAAUCUUUGAGAGCUUUGAGGUCUUUUGGCACUGGAAGUCGCGAGUACGUCGCUGAUUUAGCUCAGCAAAUCCACAGGAAACGAGAACGUGUCGUGGAGGAGCAGCGUUGGGAGCAAGAGAAUUGUCGGAGGCAUUAUGACACCUGGAGAAGAUUGUGGGGUCGACCAGGUCACGGGGCGCCGAUGGAUCAUUGUCAGCGUGCAAAUCUCUACAACAUUCUAUACCGACCUGCAAUCUAUUGAAUUCACUUCGUUACGCGGAGCAUAUCGUGCUUGCGAUAUUUUUCGUGCGAGGGUACUUUUCAAUGUCGAUAAAUUGUUUCUCACACCAGAUUCUUGCGUUGUGAUGAACGGAAAAUAAGCCUACACUAAAGCUACGACAACUGUACCUAUAACUAUCAUUUGUUUCUAGUUUUGAUGUGCGAAUCUUCUAAUCGUUGAUUUUAAGUCCGUUGAUCAAUGGAGAAAAACCUUUGAAUCAGGCCAGAAUUUCACUACUCUGGGAGCUUCUUUUUCCAGUCACUAAUCGAUGGUCUCUAAUAAACUUCACUCAACUUUAGAGGGGUU